This is a messenger RNA of Hypanus sabinus (Atlantic stingray), 640 nucleotides long. RefSeq names its product zinc finger protein 239-like. The transcript is spliced from 2 exons. The annotation marks the transcript as partial. The record is from RefSeq and is a predicted model, not a curated record. Gene Ontology annotation, biological process: regulation of DNA-templated transcription. Lineage: Eukaryota; Metazoa; Chordata; Chondrichthyes; Myliobatiformes; Dasyatidae. Gene Ontology annotation, molecular function: RNA polymerase II cis-regulatory region sequence-specific DNA binding; DNA-binding transcription factor activity, RNA polymerase II-specific.
GUGUGAUGUCUGUGACCGCCGCUUUGCCCAGCCGGCCAAGUUGCUGGCCCACCGCUCCAUCCACAGCGGGCAGAAGCCCUUUGCCUGUCAGACCUGCGGCCGUUCCUACAAUCGGCUCGACAACCUUCGCCGGCACCAGAGGGCUCACCUGGCGGACGGGCCAGCGGGCCGCGGCCGGAGAGGAGGCCGCAACGCGCCGGGACCUCCUGCGCCCCCCUCUCCCUCCCAGCCGCAGCGCUGUGGUGAUUGCGGUCGUGGCCGGGGCCGGGGCCGGGGCAGGGGAAGGGGCAGGGGCCGGGGGGGGAGACGGCCACUCUCGUGCCCUCUGUGCCGGCGAGGAUUUAACCUCUUUUCUACCUUCUUGGCGCACCAGGCCGCGCACACUGGCGAGAAGCCCUUCCGCUGCCCUGUCUGCGCCAAGGCGUUCGGUGUGCCCGCCUCCCUGCGUGCCCACCAGUCCAUCCACACCGGCCGGAAGCCUUUCCGCUGCCCAACCUGUGGCAGCUCCUACAACCGUCUAGACAACCUCCGCCGGCACCAGCGGGCUCACCCGCCCCUGGCAGGGGAUGAGGAGGUCGGGGAGGGGGGAGAGGAGGGUGGGGAGAGGGGGGAAGGGGGCGGGAAGGGACACACCGUCUGA